GGACCUAAAGAAAGAAAGCGUGAGGGGAGCGCACAUGUUCGGAUGUUGUUUCCUUCGGACUGAUCGCCACAUGCCGCGUCUGCUGGGAGUGAAACUACAAACGAUCAGCUGCUUUCUCUGGGAUGCUUUAGAAUUUGCGGCCUGCUCAGAUCUCCGGUUACCGCAAUGCCACGGGCUAGAGGAGAGCUGGGGGGGAGAGAGAAGGUGGAGAGCAGAAAGCAGCAAAAAGCAAACGAGUAAUAAUAGCAAUAAUGUGAAGAUUUAAAAGGAAAAGAAUUGCCCAAUUUACCUGCUUGUGUUUUAUUAAAAGAACGUCUGGGCAGGAGAAUGGCGCAGACUGUACUCUAUAAGCUACAGUGGCUUGUGAACUGUAUGGGGUGAUAGAGACACUGUGUGGACUUAGUAUAAAGGCUGAAACGUCAAAUGAGGUGAGUAUGGUGGCUGCGACUGUGUAGUAGCUCAUUUCUCAACUUUCUGCUGACAAAGUUCUUGGACUCACUGACUGGACUAUAAUGCGCACCAUGGGACAUUGCGCAGGACCUGCCAGUGGAGAAUUUGGUGCAUAACUGUGACAGAGUCGAGCUCUGAAGCCAGCAUUUAUGUCUCUCUCUCUCUCCUACUCUCCUGUGCUUCUGCCCACACAACUUGUUUUAUGAACCCACUGUAAGCGUAAAACCUCUCCCUGCCUCCUCCACAAGCCAAACAUGCCUUCACCUUCAGACUCCAGCAGCGUGGCUUCGGCCUCUGGGUCCCGGGGUUGGUCAGACAGCCGUAGGGGCAUGUCGGGCCGGGGGCCUGGUGGGGCCCGACUGCUUCUUUACCUAGGGCUGUGCCACCUGGGCUUGGGAGCAAUGGUCCUGGCCUUCUCUUUCACCAGCAUGGCCUUCACCACCACUCCUCGCGUAAGGCAGUCCUGUCCAUUCUGGGCUGGUUUCUUUGUGGUGGCAUCGGGGAUUGUUGGAAUAAUCUCAUGGAGAAGACCUCUGACGCUGGUGGUGUCACUGUUUAUGCUGCUUUCUGCAGUGUGUGUGAUACUCAGUCUGGCCGGUUCAAUGCUCUCCUGUCAGAAUGCACAGAUGGUCAAAUCUAUGUUCACCUGCAAGGUGGAAAAUGGUCUGUGUGUGUGCUGUGCACGCACAGACCCCUGCUCCAUAGAUGAGGAGAAGCUGAUCCUCAACCAGGAUACUGAGUGCCACUCAGUCAGAAAACAGCUGAAGGACCUUUUGUUCAGUGCAUGUGGUCUCAGCAUUCUCUCCACCAUAAUUUGUACCCUGUCCACCGUGACCUGCAGUAUCCACAUAUUCUCCCUGGACCUCUUGCACCUGCUGGCCCCACAUCGCUCUCGGGCAGUCAAUCCAGAAUGCACCACUCCUCAGGAUGCCUUCCUGACCAACAUCAUGGACUUUGAGGAGUUUGUUCCACCCAUCCCUCCACCCCCCUACUAUCCUCCUGAGUACACCUGCAGCUCUGAGACAGAUGCACAGAGCAUCACCUAUAAUGGCUCCAUGGAGAGCCCUGUUCCCCUCUACCCCACUGACUGCCCUCCUCCUUAUGAAGCUGUGAUGGGACAGAGAGCUGCCAGCCAAGCAACAGUGUUUGACCCCCAUGGCACUGAGCUGUCUGGAGAGAGAGGAACUUCUACUGCCUUCAGUGGAGAAGUGUCCAUGGACAGUGGAUCUCUGUUAAUGUCAGAGAUUGUGGACAUCCCCGAUGAUUCCUCCCCCUCUGAGGACUCCUGCCUCAUGGAGGUUGGGCUGAGGAACCAGGGGGAGAGGAGCAACAGGAACGCUAAUGAGGCUGGAGACGGAGGAGACGGUGGGGAGUAUAUCAACUUAGGUGGCCCACCAUCUCAAACACCAGAGAGUCCUCUGGCAGGAGGGCCGAGAGCCAGGCGAUUCAUCAGAGGAGAGCGGUCAAACUCCUGCUCUUCACCCAGCACAGCUACCACCACCUAUAGGUCUCCAGUACUGCGGCGCCAGGCCAUGCUGGCUAGUAGCUGUUCUCAGCUGGAAGCAAUAGGGAGUUGCACCUCUAAACAUCAAUCCUCCAUCCCAGAGAUUCAAAUUCACCCGUCCACCCCCUCAGUCCAAGGAGCCAUCCCAGCCUCUUCUGCUCUCCUUACUUCAUCCUCCUCUGCUGCCAGUGAGCAGUUUAGCGGGCAGCCCCUUCCGCGCCAACCCCUCUAUCUUCGACGAAGGGCUGGGAAGAGUGAAAGAGAUGGAGAAAAUGUGAGAAAAGACCGGGAAGGCUUUCUGCGCCUUGUGAGGUCACUCAGUGAGCCAGGCCUGGGUUCCUCUACUGAGACAGUUGACUUUGGCUCUGGAAGCAGCAAGGCAUCUAUAGACACAGGUCCAUCCUCUGAAGCGUGUCUGUUGCCCCGCAAUUCUGUUCCUCCGGUUGCUGCUCUGCCCAGGAAAGGCAGCAUCAAACUGGCAGCCACGGGAGUCCAGGUCCCCUCUAAACCCGCACCCGCCUCGCCAGUACGUUUACCUAAAGACUGCCACCGUUCUCUCGGAGACCUUAAGGUCACUCGGGUUCUGGUGGCUCGCUUCCUGCAGCGCUCCAAACGUAACCUGGCACCCUCAUCCGAGCAUGCUGGCAGCACAGGGCAGGGGCCUAAGAGGAGGAGUGGAGCUGACGGUGCCAACCACUUGCCCUUGGAGCAGGUGUUGCGGACGCCUUGGAGCACAAGCCGAGGACAACCCAACCAUCAUUCCCAUCAUCCUCAUCGCCGUGGACAUCACCAUUCCCACAGUGACAGUCGACACAACCGGCACCACAGCACCCGGGCACCUGAAGGGAUCCACCUGCGCAGCUGUGGAGAUUUAAGCUCUUCUUCUUCAGUGUCACUACGUCGAUUAGUGACGCCUCAUGCACCACAUGGGUCAUCAGGAGCUCUCUAUUCAGAGUCUGCACUGUGAGGAGAAGAGGACAGUGAAGUAGGGGUGGAGGAGGAAGAUAGAUGGCAUACAAGAUGACAGGAUUGUAGGGGAAACUAUCUAGUAGCCUAUUGAGAUAUUGUCUUCCCACCUUUAUCUCUUCUUCACUUCCAGUUCUUGAAGCCAGCUGUGCAAAUGGCCUUAUUUAGUGGUGCUCUCUAUCAUGUGAACAACAUCCUAGAGCUCCCUCACAGACUAACAGCAGUGCUCACUAGAUGUUUAUUUCUGACAGUCUCUCUUUAGAGAACAUACCAAUCAUUGGCCAAGAUCAACCUACAUCUUUUCUGCCAUACGUUGACCUCCUCCCUCUCAAUAAUCAACUGGAAAAAUCUUGUCCUCAAGACUGGAAACAGAACUCGACUAGCAUUCAACCCACUUUCAUUUACUUUCAGUCUGUUAAACAAUGGUUUGCAAUAUGCUUCUGGCCCUUUUGUACAUUGCUAUUCAUUCACAGGAUCGUUCAGGUGAAGUGAUCAAGGAAAACUCUUUGUCUUCCAUUGAUUGAACAAAAUGCAUCAAUACACGUAUAGUCAGCUGAGUACAAUGUAAGCUAAACUGAUAAAGUAACACGUGAGGACAAAUGCUUUCACAUUGCUGAGUUGCUAAUUUUGUGUUUUUGUAAUUCAAUCACACUUUUUCCACCUACACUAUGGCCUUCAAAAAUAAGGCAGCCAGCAUCCAAACACUGACAAUAAUGCACGCCACAGACACAUGCUCAGCCUUUGAAAUGCACUCUCUGUGGGUGGCCCCUGGACACGGUCAUUUAAUUUGCCUGUGCGCAUGUUUUACUACAACCGGCGAUACAGCAGGAACCCUGUGCAUUAAUUCCUGACUGUCUGUAAUUAAGUAACAUGUCCUUCAGAAUGUCUUUAUCUGCAUGUUUUGACUAUGCUUCUUUUUUCCCUCUUGCACCCAAGCCCUAUGAUAUUAGACAUUUAAAAUGUAUUUGUUUUCAUAGCUAGCUCUAAGGACAAGGAUCUGCAGCGCUCCCAGUUUCCUGCCAGAUGGUUCCAAACAUGCCUCUGUAUCCAGUUUGAAUUUAAUAGAGUUUGAAUAUGUGACGCUGGCUAAAGCAGCUCGAUCCUGUAAGAUAAAUAGGUGUAAAUUGUGCUCUGAUGACAUAAAGAGUCUCUUGCAGUAAAAGUACAGAUGAAUUUGUGGUCAGGCUUCACAAAAAUGUGUUAGCACAUGUCCCUGUGGACUCUACGAGUUACUGAUGAUUAGUUGAAUGAAAAAAAAAAACAAAAAAAAAAACAAAUCUUCCAGACACUCUUGUGACAGGGAACUUAUGAUGGGUCUUGCAGCUCUGGGUACUGAAUUUUGAAGUGUAAUAAUAUAUUUGUAUCAGAUGGGAUUUCUUUUUUUCUUUAGAAAGACUUUCUGGUGUGCUCACUAAGUGAUGAUACUGAAUCCGUAUCAGUAAAGGCACAUUUUGGAUACACUCAUAUGUAUGUAACUAAUUUUAAAAAUUGACACACAUACACACAGGCACAUGCAUACACUUAUAAAGGCACUGAGCUGUAUUUCUACCUCCUGUCUUGCAUAAAAUGUAAUUUAUUUAAAGAAAUGUAUAUCUGUAAUGCGGGCUUAUCGGGACAGAGCCUUGAAACCUGAACAAUAAAUGUAAUCUAAAUAUGACACCUA
This is a messenger RNA of Archocentrus centrarchus (flier cichlid), 4583 nucleotides long. It is a transcript of the gene entrep3, whose product is annotated as family with sequence similarity 189 member B. The transcript has 14 exons. The record is from RefSeq and is a predicted model, not a curated record. NCBI's taxonomy places the organism in Eukaryota, Metazoa, Chordata, Actinopteri, Cichliformes, Cichlidae. Bases 705 to 2921 code for a protein of 738 amino acids. Gene Ontology annotation, cellular component: membrane.